This is a messenger RNA of Chiloscyllium plagiosum (whitespotted bambooshark), 607 nucleotides long. The record is from RefSeq and is a predicted model, not a curated record. NCBI's taxonomy places the organism in Eukaryota, Metazoa, Chordata, Chondrichthyes, Orectolobiformes, Hemiscylliidae.
CAUCAACCGAUUACUCUCAUCUACUUGUUUGGUCACCUUCUCAAAGAACUCAAUAAGGUUGGCCACAGGCAAAAGGUGGAUCUGGUCCCUAACAAAAUACACUACCUGAAAACACUGAGCCUAAAACCACUUCUGUUUGAAAUUGCUAACUUCCUUUCAGAGGAAGAAUGCAAACUUGUCAUACAUCUAGCAAAGUUGAAGGGCCUCCAAGAGAGCCAGAUUAUGCCAUCUGACAUUCAGCAGGAGGCCAUUGACGAGAUGGAUAUCAGCAAGGAGGAAAUUUUCAACUUACUUGACUACAAUCAGGAUGGACAGCUACAAAUGAAAGAGGUCUUGACCCAUACACGUUUCGGUGAUGGUGUCUGGAUUACUCCUGAAAAUAUUCGAGAAAUCUACGCGGGUCUUGAGGCUGACCCUGAUGGAAAUGGUUUGCUAAGCCUGGAGGAAUUUAAACAACUUAAUACAAAUGCUUUCCAAACAUACCUGCGACAACGCGGGGUGCAGAAGACCGAACUGGUUCGCAACAGCAAACAUACGUGGCUGUAUCAGGGUGAAGGAGCACAUCAGAUCUUAAGAGCUAUUCGACGUAGGUGAGCUUUCAAAUGAA